AACCUCAGAUAUUCUCCUGCCGAGAAGACUAAACCUCAGAUAUUCUCCUGCCGAGAAGACUAAACCUCAGAUAUUCUCCUGCUGAGAAGAAUAAACCUCAGACAUUCUCCUGCCGAGAAGACUAAACCUCAGAUAUUCUCCUGCUGAGAAGACUAAACCUCAGAUAUUCUCCUGCUGAGAAGACUAAACCUCAGAUAUUCUCCUGCUGAGAAGACUAAACCUCAGAUAUUCUCCUGCCGAGAAGACUAAACCUCAGAUAUUCUCCUGCUGAGAAGAAUAAACCUCAGACAUUCUCCUGCCGAGAAGACUAAACCUCAGAUAUUCUCCUGCUGAGAAGACUAAACCUCAGAUAUUCUCCUGCUGAGAAGACUAAACCUCAGAUAUUCUCCUGCUGAGAAGACUAAACCUCAGAUAUUCUCCUGCUGAGAAGACUAAACCUCAGAUAUUCUCCUGCCGAGAAGACUAAACCUCAGAUAUUCUCCUGCUGAGAAGACUAAACCUCAAUAGAGGCUGAGAAGACAAAAGGUAACAAGCCUGAUAUCCUCUCCUCGUCUCCUCGGGACACUGAAAGAUAACAAGCCUGAUAUCCUCUCCUCGUCUCCUUGGACACCAAUAACAGUGAAAGUCAAGUCUAGUUGAUUGUUGUUCCUGUAUCCUAAACAUGUCUCCAUCGAGGUCUGUGGAGCCUCCUCUCUCCAGUGGUCAGUCUGUGCCUGCUCCUCUGUCCAUCUCCUUCUCUGGAUCGGGGUUCCUGGCUACGUACCAGUUGGGUGUGGCCCAGAGCAUGCGGGACCGGUCCCCCAGGGUGCUGCAGACGGCCCCUAAGGUCAUGGGGGCCUCGGCCGGGUCUCUGGUGGCUGCUGCCGUAGUCUGUGGCUCCAGUCUGGACAUGGUGCGUGAUGAGAUGCUGAGGUUUGCGCGGCAGAUGAGGGGCCGUGUCCUGGGGCCGCUGCACCCUGCGGGGAACGUGUCUGUGUGGAUAGAACGUAUGCUGCGUCUCAUGUUACCGGCCGACGCCCACAUCAGGGCCAGCGGACGCCUGGCCAUCGCCAUGACACGCAUCCCAGAUGGACAGAACAUCAUGGUGUCAAAGUUCACAUCCCGAGAAGACGUGGUGCAGCAUUACGUGGACGGUGGUUUCUCCAGUAUCCAGCCGACCAACUCCUGCCCAAUUGGCCACACCCUCACUGUGUCUCCAUUCGCUGGUGAGACGGACAUCUGCCCAAAGGACCCCGCCCCACUGUGUGACAUCGUGGUGAGCGGAGCGUACCUCCACUGCAGUCUUGUCAACGGUUACCGGAUACUACACGCCAUCUACCCCUACGACUGGGAGGCUCUGGACAAGGCCUACCACAGUGGAUACAGAGACGGCCUUCACUUCCUACACACCAGUGGUCAUCACCUCCCCCAGACCAUGGACUUUGACAGGUCAUCGUCCCCCAGACCAUGGACUUUGACAGGUCAUCGCCUCCCCCAGACCAUGGACUUUGACAGGUCAUGGACCAUGGACUUUGACAGGUCAUCACCUCCCCCAGACCAUGGACUUUGA
Molecule: messenger RNA, 1549 nt
Organism: Oncorhynchus gorbuscha (pink salmon)
Lineage: Eukaryota; Metazoa; Chordata; Actinopteri; Salmoniformes; Salmonidae
Product: patatin-like phospholipase domain-containing protein 2
Exons: 5
Coding region: 662-1549 (295 amino acids)
Biological process (GO): lipid homeostasis; triglyceride catabolic process
Cellular component (GO): membrane; cytoplasm; lipid droplet
Molecular function (GO): triacylglycerol lipase activity
Source: RefSeq, a predicted model, not a curated record